Molecule: messenger RNA, 3323 nt
Organism: Malaya genurostris
Lineage: Eukaryota; Metazoa; Arthropoda; Insecta; Diptera; Culicidae
Product: neprilysin-1-like
Exons: 10
Coding region: 573-3077 (834 amino acids)
Biological process (GO): protein processing
Cellular component (GO): plasma membrane
Molecular function (GO): metalloendopeptidase activity
Source: RefSeq, a predicted model, not a curated record
UGUUGUGCUCUUUGGAAGGUAUCAUUCAAAACAGUUCCAGUUCUCUAAAGAGGAGAUCUAAAAUUAAAAGUGAAAAUAAUUGAGUGCAUUUGAACUUCUUGGCAGAGUAAUAGUAUCAAAAUACGUCAAAAUAAAUUUGGUUUCAUUUUCUCUUUAGAGGAAAACAAAUUCACAAUAAACUGGAAAGUAUAGAAAGAAACCCGAAAGGAAUCUCAUCAAUAUUUGACAUGAUUUUUAUGCAGUUUGAAUUGCGCAUGUUCUGAGAGAGAUUAGGCAUUUUUAGGUAAUGGUCCAUAUGCGAAUACACAAGUUGCUUGUUCCUGUUGUCAGUGUACAAAUUGAUAACAACACAUAUCGUUUAUCGCUCAAUUUUUAGAAAUCCAAAUAGAGUGUUUUUAAUUGGACGUUGGAUAAACCAUUCGUAUUUAAUAGGACAGAGGUUGUGCCGAUUUCCACGCGUAUAUUUGUAAAGUUGUCUCAAGGUUAAAAAAUGUGAACGAAGCGUGGUUUAUCCUUGUUGCAGAUUUAUUUAUGAUCAGGUAGAGCUUCGCUAUAAUAAAUAGUCGAGAGGAAUGAAUACUCAAAUAACAAACACAAAAACUGUACGAAUCAGAGCUAGAAGUCAAGAGCUGAACGAUUUUGGAAAUAAUAAAAAUAAUGAUUCUAUGAAUGGAUUUGUACCGAAGUGCAAUGACGAAACAAUUGAAUCCAAUAUUCAAUUUUUAAAGUCAACCGAAAAUGAUGAGAAGGGCUAUUCUCAUAAUAAAAACGUUGAAUCCUUGCCCAGCAGUAAAAAGAAUAAAGCUAUUGUAGUAAAUUUUGCAUCUGGUACUAUGACUAAAAGCACAAUACAGCAUCAAUAUGUUGGCAAUACCUCACCUCACGUACAAAUAUGGAGUGCACAAUAUAAUCACUACAGGAUAUGCGUAACAGUGAUAUGUCUUUCAACUUUAUUCGUUGGGCUAGUAAUCGGUUAUGUACUUUCUCCUUUACUUGGAUAUUCACAAAGCUGCACACUAAGACAGAACUGGGAAAAUAAGCGGCAAAUUUGUCUAUCAGAAGAAUGUGUGAGAACAGCAUCUUCAUUACUCGCAGCCAUGGAUCGAACUGUUGAUCCUUGUGUUGAUUUUUUUCAGUUUGCUUGCGGAACAUGGAACAAAAAACAUGUGAUACCAGAAGACAGAAGUUCUAUAAGCACGUUUGAGGUGCUAGCAGACCAACAACAAAUGAUAUUGAAAGGAGUUUUAGAAGAAUCGACUGAUAUCAAUGAUAAUCAAGCAACUAUUAAAGCAAAAAUGUUUUAUAAAAGCUGCAUGGAUCUACAGCAAAUUCGCCGAAUCGGUAUAAAACCUUUACGCCACGUGCUCAAGCUGCUUGGCGGUUGGCCUGUAACCGAACAACAAUGGGUGCCUCCCACUACUAGUGUGGAAUACUUACUUGGACUGCUAAGAGGAGUCUACAGUGAACCUGUGCUGGUUGAAUUAUAUGUUGGAGCUGAUGAUAAGAACUCAAGUAGGAAUAUUUUACAGAUUGAUCAGCUUGUUCUUGCACUUCCAUCACGUGAUUACUAUUUGAAGACAAGCAGUGAAGGUGAUCUCAAAGCGUACCAUCGUUACAUGACACAGAUUGCAAUAUUGCUUGGUGGUGAUUCCAAAAGAGCUUCGGAAGAAUUACAAGAUAUUAUUAAUUUUGAAGUACGGUUAGCGAAUGCAUCACUCCCAGAAGCAGACAGACACGAUACCAGUGCAAUCUACAAAAAAAUUACGUUGAAUCAACUGCAGUAUAUAGUACCGCAAAUCAAUUGGAAAGAAUAUUUGCAAACGACUUUGGGAAACGUCAAACUUGAUGAGAAUGAAGAAAUUGUUAGCUACGCGAUGCCAUAUUUGAUAGAGAUGGGUCGAAUACUUAAUGAAACCGAUAAACGAGUAAUACAUAAUUAUGCUAUUUGGCGAUUCGUAAUGUCGAUUAUGACCCAUAUGAUCGAUGACUAUCAAAAAGAACGAGUUGAAUUUAAAAAAAUUCUGCUUGGUAUUCAAUCUGAACGGCACAGAUGGUCGCAGUGUGUAGAGUGGACUAACAAAAAAUUAGGAAUGGCUGUAGGAGCUCUAUUUAUUAGAGAUAAUUUCAAUCACGACAGCAAAGAAACUGCUCUGGAAAUGAUACACACCAUUAGAGAAGCAUUUAAUGAGCUUUUAGCUGAUAACCAUUGGAUGGAUGAUGAAACUCGAUCAGUUGCCAAAGAAAAGGCUGACAAAAUGAAUGAAAGAAUCGGUUACCCAGAAAUAUUAACGAACUCUGCAGAGCUCGAUAAAGAGUAUAUAAAUCUGACUAUCUCGAAAGAUCAUUUUUUGAACAACAUUCUGAAAAUACUGAAAUGGGAGGCUGAACGUAAUAUGCAAAUGCUAAGAAAACCAGUCGAUAAAGAUAAAUGGACCACAGAACCCGCUGUAGUAAAUGCAUUUUAUAAUCCCAACAAAAAUGAUAUAGUAUUUCCAGCAGGUAUACUACAGCCACUUUUUUAUAGUCAACAUUUCCCAAAAUCACUUAAUUAUGGUGGCAUUGGAGUAGUAAUCGGCCAUGAAAUUACACACGGAUUUGAUGACAAAGGACGCCAGUUUGACAAAGAUGGGAACAUGAUGCAAUGGUGGAAUAAUGCCACCAUUCAAGCUUUUCGUGAGAGAACUCAGUGUAUAAUAGAUCAGUACUCUCGUUACAAAAUAAAUGAAGUUAACUUAUAUAUGAAUGGAAGAAUGACUCAAGGAGAAAACAUAGCCGAUAAUGGUGGACUCAAGCAAUCAUUUCGGGCUUAUCGGAAAUGGGUUAAACAUCAUGGGCCAGAACUCGAGCUUCCUAGCAUGAACAUGACCCACGACCAACUGUUUUUCUUAAAUUAUGCUCAGAUUUGGUGCGGCUCUAUGCGCCCAGAAGAUGCUCUGACCAAAAUACGAUCAUCGGUGCAUUCUCCAGGUAUUGUGCGUGUUAUUGGUCCACUGUCCAACUCCAAAGAUUUUGCAGAAGCGUAUAAUUGUUCGUUGGGAUCGCCUAUGAAUCCAGUCAACAAAUGCAGUGUGUGGUGAAGCUUCAUUGUAGAAAUUUGUUCUUUAGAUAACGAUCGUUUAUUACCGUGAUAUAAAAAAUUAUUACUGUUUUGUUCUAAAAAUAUAUCCUAAGAUGAAUGGAGUUUACAAUUAAUGUUGAUUAUUUGAAAACCAAAUUGUAAAUUUAUCAUAGCUCACUUUGAUACAAACUUUGAACAAACAUGUCCGCAUUUUGAAUAACAAACAACUUUAUAUAUUUGACACUGAUCCUAAAGUGGAAUAAAA